AUGCAUCCCUUCAUUAAAUAUAGAUAUGAUAAAUUUUGUACAAUGGAAAAGUUAACGCGUAUUCCAUUAAUUAACAUUCCAUCAUACUCGAUCAUUUGUAAUACCCCUCCAGCAUCCUCAGUUGCUGAUAUCGAGUCCGGUAAAUCCCAGGAAUAUACAUUAACGAAGUCUUCUGGAUCUGGAUCUGGAAAACUUUCAUAUGUUACUGAAGAUCUUGUGUUUGUAUUAUUAUUAUUAUUGCGGUCUGAAGAAGCAGAUGAGGACCGGUUACGUGAUCUAAGGAACAGCACAUUAGUUAAAGUCUGUGUAGUAAGCGUGAAAUUUCCACUUUUAGUUCUAGCAGAGGAGGUUACUAGCGAAAUUUCUGAAUUCACAACUCAACAUUCAACUAAACCUUUACCAACUACUUCAAACAUCAAAGAACACGACUUAUUAAAUGAUGAUAAGGCCAAUGGAUAUAGUAUAGGAGGAAGCGAGGGUGGUAGUGGAGUAGAUGAUCAUGAAAAAAAGAUAUGGAGAGAUGAAUCGAUGAUUGGCAGUGAAAAGGAUGAAACGGGAGGAUCGAUUGAACAAAUACGCUCGAUGACAAAAGAAAGCGCUAAUCCAAAUUUCUCGAGUACUUGUUUCUUAUAA
Molecule: messenger RNA, 633 nt
Organism: Entrophospora sp. SA101
Lineage: Eukaryota; Fungi; Glomeromycota; Glomeromycetes; Entrophosporales; Entrophosporaceae
Source: the annotation of a GenBank genome assembly